CCACAGUCCACACUAAAGUUUGUUCUCAAUAGUUGAGUCCGGAGGCUUUAGCGGGUGCAUAUUGCCAUAAUUUAUUGAAAAAGUGGACAAAGUAAAAAAUCAAUCUUAUAGAAAUUUAACCCAAACAAGUGGACAUAUUACAGAUGGACUUUGUGACCAAUCUAGCUCGACUAUAGAAAACCAAUCAGAUCUUCCCAGCUGAUUACUUUGACAAAAAAAAAAGGACCAUAUUCCCUGCCUGUCCCUGAAGGCAAAUAUAAAUGAGAAAAGCUAAAGAGAGCUUCUAACUUUUAAUCCUCCACUCCAUAAACAGAGCCCUCACUACUUAGCCGCCAUGUACAAAAUCAAACCCCAUAACCGACCCUCACCCUCAUCAUUCUACAGGGAUAAAUCUUGGUUUAUCGCCGGGUUAGUCGUUGUAUUAGUUAUUUUCUGUGUUAUUUGGUCAUUCGGAGAAUCCUUCUCCGGCUUCUCAAACUUCAUACCAACAGAUUGCUCGGCCGACAGAUCACACUUCGUUGACCGGGAAAAUGAACCUCGGGACACAACCUUUUACGAUGAUCCAGAGAUUACUUACACUUUAGAAAAACCCAUCAAGGAUUGGGACGCCAAGCGGAAGGAGUGGCUGAGAUUACACCCAACAUUCAUCCCGGGUGCCCAAAACCGUAUACUCCUCCUCACAGGAUCUCAGCCGUGGCCAUGCAAGAAUCCCUCCGGCGACCAUUUGCUGCUGAGAUGCUUCAAGAACAAAGUGGAUUAUGCCAGAAUCCACGGCUACGAGAUCUUCUACGCCAACGCCUUCCUCAACCCAAAGAUGAAGUCUUAUUGGGCCAAGAUCCCUUUGGUUCGGGCAGCCAUGCUGGCCCAUCCAGAGUCCGAAUGGAUCAUGUGGGUUGACUCCGACGCAAUCUUCACCGACAUGGAUUUCAAGGUACCGCUCAAGAGGUACAAGCACCAUAACUUCGUGGUCCACGGCUGGCCGGAUCUGAUUUACGAGAAGAAGAGCUGGGUCGCCGUGAAUGCAGGGAUUUUCCUAAUUAGGAACUGCCAAUGGUCCAUGGAAUUCCUAGAUGUCUGGGGAAGCAUGGGACCCGCGAGCCCGGAUUACAAGCAGUGGGGUCAAACACUUCGGUCAACUUUCAAGGACAAGAUGUUCCCGGAAUCGGACGAUCAAUCCGCCUUGGUUUAUUUGCUUCUGAAAGAAAAGAAGAAAUGGGGCCACAUGAUGUACGUGGAGAAUGAAUACUCUUUGCAUGGGUACUGGGUCGGAGUCAUGGGAAAACUCGAUGAUAUAACCGGAAGGUACGAGAAAAUCGAGAAGAAGACGGUGAAAUUAAGGAGGAGACACGCGGAGGUAGUCAGCGAGAGCUACGGUAAGCUGUGGGAGAAGCAUUUGGAGGACGCCGGAGACCGGAAAGGUGGGUGGCGGCGGCCGUUUAUUACCCACUUCACGGGGUGUCAGCCGUGCAGUGGGAAGUACAAUCCGGCUUACAAGGGGGACGAUUGCUGGGUUGGUAUGGAAAGGGCUCUGAAUUUCGCUGACAAUCAGGUUCUUCGGAGUUUUGGAUUCCGGCAUCCGGAUUUGAGAAACGGGUCAGUUUCACCCUUGGCGUUUGAUUUCCCCGGAGCUGAUCAGCCUGAUGAAAAUGAAGCGGAGGGAUUAGUUUGAACAUUGAAUCAUAUCGAUAGUCGUCACAGUUACAUAAAUGUUAUUUCGAUUUAGUUUAUCAUGUUAUUAAAUUCAUGCUACUUGAACAGUUUCAAUUGUAUGAAAUUGCACUGAGAAACAAAGGAAAAAAAGAAACAAAAAUGAUUCAGCUUCUUUUACACUUUGCAAUUUGCAUUAUUUGCUAUAACUGAUUAAUUCAUUCAUGACCCAAAAAAAGAAGUUUAUUUCCGCUUCUCUGAUUAAUGUAAUCCUUCAAUGAAAAUAGAUUGAUUGUUAACAUUGACAUAUAUGCAGGUUUCUUGCAAACUUUGGCCUUUUAGUUUCAUUCUUGGACGACUUUUCUGGCAAAAUGUCGGCAGGCAAUCCCAUUUUUCCUGUGACUAAU
Messenger RNA from Oldenlandia corymbosa var. corymbosa, 2054 nucleotides. The record is from the annotation of a GenBank genome assembly. NCBI's taxonomy places the organism in Eukaryota, Viridiplantae, Streptophyta, Magnoliopsida, Gentianales, Rubiaceae.